Messenger RNA from Manacus vitellinus (golden-collared manakin), 740 nucleotides. RefSeq names its product methyltransferase like 5 (gene METTL5). Gene Ontology annotation, molecular function: rRNA (adenine-N6-)-methyltransferase activity; nucleic acid binding. Bases 40 to 684 code for a protein of 214 amino acids. The transcript has 7 exons. Gene Ontology annotation, biological process: rRNA methylation. The record is from RefSeq and is a predicted model, not a curated record. Lineage: Eukaryota; Metazoa; Chordata; Aves; Passeriformes; Pipridae.
AACUGAUUAUACGCUAUUUCCUCUAGCUAAACCAUAAACAUGAAGAAAUUAAAGCUGAAAGAACUGGAAAGCUGUCUUCAAGAAGUCGAUACUUUUGACAGUCCAAAACUACUCCUUGAACAGUAUCCAACAAGACCUCAUAUCGCAGCAUGUAUGCUUUAUACAAUUCACAAUACUUUUGAUGAUAUUGAAAACAAAACAAUUGCAGAUUUAGGAUGUGGUUGUGGCAUGCUCAGCAUUGGAAGUGCAAUGUUAGGAGCAGGAUUCUGUGUGGGAUUUGACAUAGAUGCAGAUGCACUGGAAAUAUUUAAUAGCAAUAUUGAGGACUUUGAGCUCACGAACGUCAACAUGGUUCAGUGUGACAUCUGUUCUUUAUCUGGUAGCAUGGCAGAUGCUUUUGACACAGUUAUUAUGAACCCUCCGUUUGGUACCAAGCAUAAUAAAGGAAUUGAUAUGAUUUUUCUGAAAACUGCUCUGCAAAUGGCAAAAACAGCUGUAUAUUCCCUUCACAAAACUUCAACACGGCAGCACAUUCAAAAGAAAGCAGAUGAAUGGGAAGUGAAGAUGGAAGUCAUAGCAGAACUUAGAUUUGACCUACCAGCAUCAUACAAGUUCCAUAAGAAGAAAUCAGUUGACGUUGAAGUGGAUUUCAUUAGAUUUUCUGCCAAGAAACUCCUGAACUGAGGCAUGUCUUUAAAACCUAUUGAAAAUGGAACAAUAAAACCGCUAAUUUUUUAAAA